AUGGCCCCAGCACGCGCUAAGAAGACGGUCGACGUGGCCGAGAAGUUCGUUUCGGCGCCGGCGCUGGAGAAGACGCGCAAGGCAACGGCGUCGGCGAAGCUCACGCCGCAAGCGGUGACACCAUUGGCGCUGGCCAAGCCUGCUCGGGCAGUGACACCUGUGGCGCAGGCCAAGCCCGCUCGACCGGCGCUCAAGCGUAGCCUCCCGCCGCCCGUGCAAAACGACGACGACGACAAUGAAAACGACGACGACGAUGACGACGACGAUGAAGAAGAGACCAAGGUGGACGCGGCGCCGGCAAGCACUCGUGCGGCGGCGGCCAGCCAAGCGCCGUCGGCGACGCCGCGCAGCCUUCACGACGACUUUAUCAACUUGAUGAAGGUGCAAGGCCUCGAGAAAAUGGCGACCGACGCCGGUCUUCUCAAGGACGGCCAGUUCCGCGACCUUAAGCGCGAGUGGGAUUCGAUGAACCAGUCAUUUUUGCCGCUCAAGAAGGCCGACGCGUCGGCGUCGCUGCCGUUCCCGACGCCCACACCCAAGAAGAAGAAGGCACCACGCGCCAGCGCCGUGAGUGCUGUCUCGGAGAAGGGCAGCAAGGGUCUCCGUCACUUUAGCAUGAAGGUGUGCCAGAAGGUCGAAGAGAAGCACGUGACGUCGUACAAUGAAGUUGCCGACGAGCUCGUGCACGAGUUUGUGACGAUGCGUCCGUCCGACUCGGUGUACGACGAGAAGAACAUUCGGCGCCGCGUCUACGAUGCGCUCAACGUGCUCAUGGCGAUGGACAUCAUCUCCAAGGAAAAGAAGGAGAUUCGCUGGCGCGGCUUGCCCUCGAACGCGAAACAAGACCUCGAGCUGCUCACCAUGGAGAAGGCCCAGCGGCUCAAAAGCAUUGAGCAAAAGAAGCAGCAGCUCCAAGAACUGCUCUUGCAGCUCCACAAGGCGGCGCCGGCCGACGUCAAGGACCUCGUGCCCGAGAAGCUGCUCCGGUACCUUCCGCCCGGGUACCUCACCAAGGCGUGA
Messenger RNA from Saprolegnia diclina VS20, 1020 nucleotides. RefSeq lists its product as hypothetical. Gene Ontology annotation, molecular function: RNA polymerase II transcription regulatory region sequence-specific DNA binding; DNA-binding transcription factor activity, RNA polymerase II-specific. The transcript has 6 exons. Lineage: Eukaryota; Oomycota; Saprolegniomycetes; Saprolegniales; Saprolegniaceae. The record is from RefSeq and is a predicted model, not a curated record. Gene Ontology annotation, cellular component: transcription regulator complex; nucleus. Gene Ontology annotation, biological process: regulation of cell cycle; regulation of transcription by RNA polymerase II. Bases 1 to 1020 code for a protein of 339 amino acids.